This is a messenger RNA of Leishmania braziliensis MHOM/BR/75/M2904, 678 nucleotides long. RefSeq names its product multidrug resistance protein, copy 1-like protein. The record is from RefSeq and is a predicted model, not a curated record. The coding region runs from base 1 to 678 and encodes 225 amino acids. NCBI's taxonomy places the organism in Eukaryota, Euglenozoa, Kinetoplastea, Trypanosomatida, Trypanosomatidae. The transcript has a single exon.
AUGACAGACCUCUUUGGUGAAGAGCCGUUCUAUGCCGUACAGGCGGAGGACCGCUCGGGCUGGAUCUUUGGCCCGCUCUUCUACACAUGGAUUGGCGACCUCAUGCAGCGCGCGGCGCGAGAGGAGCUGAGCGCGGAUCGGCUGCCGCGCCCCAUGCGGGAGUACCGCGCCUACAACGCCGGCGUCGCACUGUCCGCGGAGCUGCAGCGUCAGCGGGCGCGCCGCCAUGCGUGGGACGGCUACGUGGGCGCGCGCGUCGGGGUGCUCUGGGAUGACGCCAGCGACGGCGUGCUGCGCUGGGUGGGUGCGGUGCAGCAGUACGGCACGCCGCGGCAGCUGUACGCGGGCGUGGAGUGGCGCGUGGCCCCGUCGCGGCGUCGUGGCGGCUGGGCUGGCCGCUGCAUGCGCCGGCUGGUGUGUCGCCGAGGCCGCAGCCCUGUCCCCGAGCACGGCCCGGGGGCGUACCACCGCGGCGAGGUGGAUGGCGAGCACCUCUUCGACGCUGUGGAGGACGACACGGUGCUGACGUGCGAGCUGGUGGAGCGCGAGGGAUCUGCAUUCAAUGUGUUGGUGAGGUCGCUGAGCAAAGGCGCCCAGCAGGUAUUUUACACGGUAUUGAAUGAAGGUGGUGGUGUGCGAAGUCGAACAUGGCCGACGCUGCGCACAACGAUUUUGUGA